GUGGGACGCGACGAGGUGUAGAAGUACUUGCCCCGCUAGCCUCCUGCAGUACAGAGUCGCCUCAGUCACUCUACCGUCUAGAUCUCUCUUAAGCUGACGAUAAGCCAGACAAGCUGCUUCCCGUCACCAUGAGAGUCAACAAGCUGGUGUUUGCCGUCACACUUCUGUGUGUGUGGCUCAGGUGUGACGCCAAGUCAUUUGAUGCUAUCAGCAAGUGGCAAGGCUUUGAUCAACAACAAAAUCUCAUCUUUGGAGCCCAGGGUCGUCAGGUGGUGGAGCCUGGCGAGACUGCCAGCAAUAACAGUGAUACUAAAACAACGACAAUGGACUUCGAAAACACUAAGGCUCUCACUCGACAAGCCGCAGUGUGUAACAGCACCACACGUCUCCAGCCAGGUGACGAGGUCGUGUUUCAGUCUGAGAAUUAUCCAAACCAGUAUCCCAAUAACCAUACGUGUGAGUGGUUCUUCAAGACUGAUGCUGACAAAACCCUUACUCUUGAGUGUGAUCCAUUCUCUACUCAAAUGCCUCGGGAUAAACUAAGGCUCUUCCAGCCUACAUCAACAAACUACCAAAAUAAUCUCGCUCAAAUAAGUGGUGACGUAGAAUGUUUCAUGGCGGUCAGCUCCACAAAUGAAGUGAGGGCCAUUUUCAAAACAAAUGAUUUAGUAACUUCCACAGGCUUCAGCUGCACUGUCAGUGUCACAGAAGCCGCAGUGUGUAACAGCACCACACGUCUCCAGCCAGGUGACGAGGUCGUGUUCCAGUCUGAGAAUUAUCCAAACCAGUAUCCCAAUAACCAUGCUUGUGACUGGAUCUUCGAGACUGAUGCUGACGAAACCCUGACUAUUGAGUGUGAGUCGUUCUCUACUGAAAUGACUCUUGAUAAGUUAAAGUUCUUCCAGCCGACAGAGACAGCUCUACAAAAAAAGCUCGCUUAUGCAAGUGGGAACUUGAGAAAAUUUAUGACGACCAGUUCCUCAAAUUCUGUGAGGGCACUUUUCAAAACAGAUGGUUCUGUAACCUCCACAGGUUUCAGCUGUACUGUCAGUGUCUCUGGCUCCUUGGACUAGAUACAAGACUACACUGGAGGCAUAUGUGUUUAAGAAGCAGCAAGCUGAAGUAGUGGUGUACCUGUUCCUACCACUGACACACUUGCUGCCCUACUGACCGCCUCCCUACCUGACUCACCACCACAACUCAGCUCAAACCCGCCAGUGAUCCACCCUGCUGACCGUCACUCGCCAGCAUCAGUCUACCUGGCCACUGUAAAACCAGUCAGCAGCAGCGGUAACCUUGCUGAGUUUUACAGGCAUCUGCUUUUAGAAUUCGAUACAGUUUAGGUCAUUUACAAGGACGUACCAUCGGCGUUGUUUAUUCUAAAGCCAAAAGUUAUAUAUGAACGCUGAUUGAUAUUCUUUACUGCGUGUACAAAGUUGAGGCGGAAAGCAACAGAACAAAAGUAUAUAGAGUAGUAAAUUUGAGUAAUUUCCACAAAAUAUGAUGAGUGAAGACAUAACAGAGAAAUUGUUCACUACGAGAGAUGACUUAAUUUUCUAGGACACAAAACCAUUAUGUAUCAUCUACGGUAAUUGUUUUCUCUUGCCAACCAGAGAGAACUGUAACGUCAUCAAUCAACGUCUGUAUAGACAUAAGGUGACACUUGGUCUUGAUAGAAGCCGCAUAGAUUGUCAUGAUUGUAAUUGUUAAAUACUGUUAAACUUAUAAUAGUUGUGAUUAUAAUUGCUAUUACCAUAUAUAUUCUGAUUGUCACGACAACACUGCACAUAUUCUGAUUGUUAUAACUAGAUAUGUUAUUUUAUUUUCUCGUCAUGACUGCAAUUAUUAUAAUAUAGUUUCUGAGUGUCAUGGUAUCAACACCACAUACUGUAUCUUCUGAUCGUCAUUACAGGAUAAAGGUGUCAACUGACAUUAAUAGAUAUGUUAUUCCUAUAAAUUCUGCAAGACAACUAAAAAAUUUUUUUUUACAUAUUUUAAAUACAGACGUAAUUAUUACUAUUAUUGGAGACAUCUUUUUUUCUGAUUGUCAUAAUUGGUUUUAUCAUCACUAUAUUUUCUGAGUAUGAAUUCACUAUUAUAUAUAGUUUCUGAAUUCGGAUCUACACCCAGUUUUAAUGUCUCUUCCACAGCACAUGGUGUAUACUGUGCACUGUUAUUCCCAUCUGUCAGUUCGUCCGUCCAUUAGUUCCUUCUGACAAAGUCUCGUUUCCUUACAUAUGGUUUGUGUUUUCUUAUUAACAGCUUCUUGGUAUUAUGUAAUGAUGAUGAUCAUCAGUAGUUGUGACUCCUCCUCUAGGUUUUUCUGCUGAAAUUUAUGGUCAGAAUUUAACAGUUGUUGCUUAAAUGUGUCUUAAUCCCAACCCAUAUCAACAACUUUCUGGGGAGUUUUUAUGUAUUUCCUUCCUUCAAAAACUUUACAUGUGAAGCUGAGGCAUUUUGAUCUAGUGAUAAUUUGGCGCAAAAAAAAAAAAAAAUCCCCAUUAGAAAA
Molecule: messenger RNA, 2509 nt
Organism: Homarus americanus (American lobster)
Lineage: Eukaryota; Metazoa; Arthropoda; Malacostraca; Decapoda; Nephropidae
Product: membrane frizzled-related protein-like
Exons: 10
Coding region: 129-1073 (314 amino acids)
Source: RefSeq, a predicted model, not a curated record